AUGAAAGACGACACAACACCGACGUUGGAGAGCCAAGAGACCGAUCUAACACCGCUGACGCGUGAGAAAUCGGCAAUGUCACACGUACUGCAGGGACUCUCGACGCGUCCACCACUCAGCAGUCAAGACACAUGGAUAGCGAACACUGCAUCGGAAACACUAGAUGUUGAUGGCGCAACGAAAUUGAGUUCCCAAACUGAUGAGCAGGCGGGAGACUCGCGAAGUCGAAGCACAACAGUUAUACCCUCUGACGACAGCGGCUCAGAAACGCAGCUGGCCGGAAAGCCAGGGAACCGGAGAAAGAGUAUUCAAGUCGUGCUAGAGCAAUCAGGCAAAAAGGGCGAGUACACGUUCACGGCCAAGGAUCCAGUCUUCCAAGAGGUUCUGCAAUCAGGGCUGCGGCGAGAGGCCGAGAAGUUCAACGGCAAGACCAAGGGCAAACCACGGGAUCUUGUCUUCACACAACAAUUUACCACGUUCGAUCGUCAGAAUGCGUCCGCUGCGCACUCUCCAUUCCAUGGAUUCUUCACGUUGUUCUGGAUUGCGAUGGCUCUGCUACUUGCACGAAUAGCAGCAGGGAACUAUAGGACCAAAGGCUCUGUAUUUGGGGAUGCAGAGAUUCUGCACUUGAUGAUUGAUAAAGACUUGUUCGUCAUGUUGACAACAGAUGUCGCAAUGUGCAUGGCGACCAGCUUCGGCUUCUUCCUGCAUAAGGCCAUUGCCAAGGACUAUUUGACAUGGAACGGCUCAGGCUGGCUCAUACAGUCCCUAUGGCAAACCUUCUUCACAUGUACCAUCAUUUGGGUUACAUUCUGGCGAGAUUGGCCUUGGACUCACACUGUCUUCAUUGUUCUACACGUCUUCGUGUUGCUGAUGAAGCAGCACGCCUACUCUUUCUACAACGGCUACUUAUCGCAGGUGUAUAGACGACGUAACAUAUUACGUGAAAAGCUACGUCAACUCGACGAUAUCAAAGCGCAGGAGUGCCCAACUUAUACGGCUCCUCUAUCCGAGGCGUUGACUGCCUCUGGUAUCGAUAACCCCAACCAAGGCGAGGUGGCACGGCGAAGGAGUAUCGGGCCAAAAUACUCAACAAAUCUCUCGAAAGAAGAGUCGGAGAUCUCUUCUAUUGGCCAAGCUAUCGAAGCUGGAAAUCCGCUCGAUUCGGAACAAAUUGAAGCAUUUCGACGUGUUCUCAACACCGAGAUUACGAUCCUCGACGAAGAACUUCGCGGAAAGUGUACAACGACAGACAACGUCUACCCAAAGAACUUGACGUUUUACAACUUCGCAGAGUGGACCUGCCUUCCCACCCUUGUCUACGAUCUAGAAUACCCACGCCAGGAGCGCAUCAAUUGGUGGUACGUCGCGGAAAAGUCAGCAGCCACCUUAGGAGUCAUUUGGAUCAUGAUCGUCAUCUCGCAAGCAUACAUCUACCCCGUAGUCGCAGAGACCGUGCGACACAGAGAGGCCGGCAUGUCACUCGAUGAGCGCUGGAAAGAAUUUCCAUGGGUUGUUCGCUCAACAGUAUCCGACAUGCUCUUUCCCCUUCUCAUCGAACAGCUACUCAGCUGGUACGUGAUAUGGGAAUGUCUGCUCAAUGUGUUGGCAGAAGUCACAAGGUUCGCCGACCGAGGUUUCUACGGCGCAUGGUGGAACUCCGUAUCCUUCGAUCAGUAUGCUCGCGAUUGGAAUCGACCCGUCCACAACUUCCUGCUUCGACAUGUUUACCACUCGUCGAUUUCUUUCUUCCAUCUGUCCAAGAUGCAAGCGACGUUCUUUACUUUCCUACUUAGCGCCAUCGUUCAUGAAGUUCUCAUGUUCUGUUUAUUCAAAAAGGUUAGAGGAUAUCUGUUUACAUUCCAGCUGACACAGCUACCACUGGCGGCAUUCAGCAAGACGAAGUUCAUGAAGGGACGAGAUACGUUGGGGAAUAUUGUAUUUUGGUUUGGUCUUUUCAUCGGACCCAGUGUUAUCACUAGCUUGUACCUUAUCGUUUAG
Alternaria atra is the source of this 2001-nucleotide messenger RNA. RefSeq lists its product as uncharacterized. Gene Ontology annotation, molecular function: ergosterol O-acyltransferase activity. Gene Ontology annotation, cellular component: endoplasmic reticulum membrane. Gene Ontology annotation, biological process: ergosterol metabolic process. The transcript is spliced from 3 exons. The coding region runs from base 1 to 2001 and encodes 666 amino acids. NCBI's taxonomy places the organism in Eukaryota, Fungi, Ascomycota, Dothideomycetes, Pleosporales, Pleosporaceae. The record is from RefSeq and is a predicted model, not a curated record.